Molecule: messenger RNA, 1669 nt
Organism: Chara braunii
Lineage: Eukaryota; Viridiplantae; Streptophyta; Charophyceae; Charales; Characeae
Source: the annotation of a GenBank genome assembly
GACAUCCCCCGAGGACGUCCCUGGAGGAAGUUUCCUUGUGGCGUGGCCGUUUCAUACCGCUGUCCAUGGGAAAAAUACAAGCAGGGGGCCUCCAUGUCCGAAAUUCGAAUUUCGACUGACGGCAGCGACAAGGACAACAAUGUUCGGCUGGCGGCGCGAAGACGGUGUAGUGCUGAGCCGGGCUCAGCGGGACUGUCCCUUCCGCCCACCUACCACUGUCGUUGCUGGAGUUUCUCGUCGUUGACCUUCUUCCACGUGGAGUGCGCCAUCGUACACAUUUCCGCCGGGAGGACUGCAUCCAAAGAAAGGCGGCAGCUUCGUUGGACGUCUUCUGCUUGUGAUCUGCCGCGUGGAAGGACAACACAUACGGCAGUGGACGGAUGGAUCUGUGUGGAGGUCGCGGCUAUGGACGUCAGCGGAGAGGGUGGACAUGCGGUGUUGACAUCUCUUGAGGGGGCGGCCGUGGCGGCGGCCGUGUCCACCGUUGUUCUUCGAUGUCAGCAGGAGAGGGCGCUGGGACGAAUGGAGGCGCAGUUGCGAGCGCGUAGACACAGGGCAUUGACGCGAGGUCGGCAUGAACUCCCUGACGUAGUGGCGACGUCGGAGGCUGUCAUUCACCUGUGCCUCACGUUGGGUUGCGGAGUGCUUCCGCGAGCGACGCUGAGGUGGUGGAUGAAGCGAAGGACUGGAGGCACGUGGCAAGACCUCAGGCAAUGCGACGACGCGACAGACGACUACUUCCGGGAGAAGCUACGCAUGUCGCCGCGAGUGUUCCGGGAAAUCGCGGAGGCAUGUGCGCCUCAUCUUCAGCGGCGGGUGACGUUCUACAGGGAACCUUUGCAGCCAGACCAGAUUGUGGCGUAUGCACUACACAGGUGGGCGUCGGGGGAGACCUACGAGAGCAGCACGUGUAACUUCAGAAUUAGUAGAGCUUCUCGCCUGGUGGCUGUACGUGACGUGACUGCCGCGCUGCUUUGGGUGUACGGAGAUAAGUUUGCCUGGCCGACUGGAGUUCGCAAACGUGUUGUUCUGCAGGCGUUCGCUUACAAAGGGUUCCCCAAUUGCCACGGUUGCAUUGACUGCACUCAAAUCUACGUCGACAAGCCAGUGAACACCCCGAGCAAGAAUUACUAUGACAGGAAGCGGCGUUUCUCCAUCGUCGCGCAGGUCGUCAUCGACCUGGACUUGCACGUACUCAAUGUGCACAUGGGAUCCCCGGGUAACUGCCACGACAUCAGGGUGCUCCAGUUAUCCAACCUGUGGAGGCACGCGAAGUCGGGGUCAUUGUUUCGUGGUCCCCCUGUGACACUCCCCUUCGGGGUGCAGACGAACGACUAUGUUUUGGCGAACAAUGGGUAUCCCCCUUCGGAAUGGAUGGUCGUCCCCUACGGAGGCUUCAAUCAGCAUGUCGACAAGGAGCGCUUUGACAACAAACAGAAGGUGGCGAGGGGAGCGGUGGAGAGGGGUUUUGGCAGGCUGAAAGGCAUGUGGAGGCUUUUUCUGCGGACGCACAAAACCAACUUGGGCACGCUCCCACAACAGUUCACUGUCGGCUGCAUACUGCACAACAUUCUGAUCGACGCUGGAAUUCCAUUCGACUAAAAUCUGCUAUGGGAGGUGGACGCUGACGAUGUGCGACGACGUGUGGACCUCGGGAUUCAUGAGACCU